CAGAAGAAAAGAAAAGAGAAUAUAAAGCUUAAACUAAUAAUAUAUUUGUUUUGUUUAGUCUAAUAACAGCACCAUCAAUAAUAAGAGAAGCUAAAUAAAAGUACAGAGAGGCGGAGAGGCGAGUAAGGUGGAACAGGAGAAUAAGGCGGAGGAAAGGGGUUAUGGAAAGUAGCCCUGGGAAAAUAAUCAAAAGAAAAUACAAGGAAGAAUCCUCGAAAGAAGAAGAAGCGGGAAACAGCACAGAUAGUGCUAAGGUUGGUAAUAUGGCGGAGCCAAUGACAGACAAGAACGCGCGAGGACUAGACCAAUGGAAGAGAGGAAGAGAGGAUAAAGAGGUGAGUAACGCAACAGUUGGUAGCAAGAGUAACGUAAAGGAUUUGAAAACUAAGACAAAGGGAGAAAAUAACGGUAAAGAUGUGAAGAAAGAUACAAAGGCUAAUAAAGUAAGAAUAAUUGAGAGCACAGAAAUAAAGCAAAAAUACAAAAUAAUUGACGACAUUGGCAAAAACAAGGAAACCGAGAACAAGGAACACGGACUAGGAAAAUCCACGGAUAAAGAGGAAAUAAGCGAAAAUAAGGUAAGAGAACACGCAUACUAUAAGACAAAGGAAGAAAGCGAAGCGUUAUACGUAGCAGAAUUGGAAAGUGGCGAAUACACAAUAUGCGUAAGCUUAAAUAAAGAAAAAUUAUCAAAUAAAAGGAAAUAUAACCUGGUAAAGAUAUAUAACAUAAUUAAUAUUCUAGGUGCAAAAAUAAGAGAAAUAAGGAUGAUGGCUUUUUCAAGAACGGAAAUUACACUGGGUACAAGAAGAGAAGCCAACAGAAUAAUAGAAUAUGGGAGAAAAAAGGAGGCGGGAUACGAAGCAUAUAUCCCAAGGAGGAAACGUACCAGAAGAGGGGUUACGAAAGAGUGGGAAGACACAUUGGAAGAGCUCAAAAAUUGCGUAAUGACUGGACAAGGAGACUUUGAAGCCCAAAGAUUGAAAAGGAGAAGACUGAGAGGUGGAAAAGCUGUCUGGGAAGACAGCGACGCUGUAUUACUAACAUUCAAGGGGGAUUCCCUCCCGACGAGGCUCUACAUCGGGCAGGGCCAUGUGUGGCUAAAGAUAGAACCAUUCAUAGAAAGUGUAAAACAAUGCUUCCGGUGCUUCCGAUACGGCCACCUGCAGGCAGUAUGCAAAUCAAGGUUCCGCAGAUAUAAGAUGUGCAGUGAAGAGUUCCAUGCGGACUGCAAAAAAGAACAAAAAUGUGUCAAUUGCGGUGAGGCGCAUAGGUCAAACGCAAGAGAGUGUCUCAUCUUUCAAAGGGAAAGUGAAAUAAAGAAGACUAUGGCGUAUAAAAAUGUUUCAUACUCCCAAGCCAGAGAAAUCCUGAGAGAUAAGUAUACAGGAAGAAGGUUUGAUUUAGAUAUUGAAAGUGAGAAGGAUUUCCCAAAACUAAGAACGGAGCAAAGGGGUAAAAGUGACAAAUGGGAGAGACUAAAUGUCCCAGAAAGAAACAGAGGACAAAAUGUGUGGAACAGAGAUACGGGCUACCGUAGGAACCAAGAAAGGGUUUCAAGUGACGAAAGCGAAGGAUGAAGGAAGUAUGGUGGAGAGGACACGAGAGGCACCUUCAGAUAUAGAGACCUAAAUGAAGAAAGAGAAAUUAGAAAAGCCCAAAGAGAGGGAAGAGUGGGAAUAAUGA
Osmia lignaria (orchard mason bee) is the source of this 1686-nucleotide messenger RNA. RefSeq lists its product as uncharacterized. NCBI's taxonomy places the organism in Eukaryota, Metazoa, Arthropoda, Insecta, Hymenoptera, Megachilidae. The record is from RefSeq and is a predicted model, not a curated record.